AUGGCUGCUCAGCCAGAAGAAGGAGCUCAACCUGGGCGUCUAAAAGAAGUCAGACUUGAAGAGAGCAGUGACACAGAACUCAAGAGAAAUGUUGGGAAUAAUGAGCUGCCAUGUCUCAGUGAUGGUGCUCAAUGGAAACAGUGUUUUUAUGCAAAGGUACAGCAGAGAUGUUUGAGUCUGCAGGAGACAAAGGUGAAGAUGAUUCUUGCACAAAAGGCAAAAGAAGAAAAGGUGAAGAAGAGGGAACCCUGUGACUUGCUGACCAGAGACUGGUUCAGUGAAGUGAAAGUGUCACUGGAUUCUCGCAUCUAUUUGCUUGAGAAACUCCUACCUACACUAAUUCCAGGAAUGGAAAACCUCUUAAUGGAAGUGGAAAGAAAGAACGUGCUUGCACAAGAUGAAGAAUCAACCACAUUUAACCCCAUUAAUUUUCUUGGACAAUAUCUGAAGAGACAUAACCCUCACUAUGGUAUUGCUACAAAACCAAGCCCCUACCUGAGAGGAAUGGAGAUGGUCACAGAGGAGCUAAAAGCUCAGGUGCCAGGUACAGCACUAGAAAGACUGGCCAGGAUGAAGAUUGAGGCAAAGAAACAACGUAAGGAAAGGGAGCAGGAGGAAAAGAUGAAGUCUAGGAUAAAAGAGAUAAGAAAGGAGGAGCUGGCCAUUCAAUUCAAAACGUGGAGAGUGGAUGUCAGUGGCAAAAUACCCCUUGCACUGGUUCAGAGUGCCCUGAAGUCUUUUCCAGAGUUCAUUCCUUCUACUCCCAUAGAAGUGAUAGAAGCAAUCUCUGUCAGGAAGCUGAAAAUUAUGGACACGUUGGAAAAAAAAGUAAACAUAGAUCAAUUCAAAGAGUAUGUCUAUUGCUUCACUGAAAAUUUUUCUAAUGACACGUUCCAACAAAUGCUGAAGCACCUCUGCCAGUGUGCUGAUGACUUCCAAAGAGCAAUAAAACAUGAUAUGUGGAGGCAAAUGUUUGCUGAUCUCUUCCUAGAUUGUGAUUAUGGAAAGGUUGGUGUCUUAGACAGACAAAAAACACUUGCCCUGCUGGUAGAAUUCUAUGACAAGAACCCAGGGGUUGCCAAGAGGGGAUUCUGUAACCCAAGGCAGUGGCCACUAAUUGAGCCACAAGAGAUUGAGCUUGCUGAUUUAUGGGGAGGCCUUGCUGACCUGAAGGUUCGUGAGGAACCCAGUGAGAAGUCAGUUGUGUCUCAAACAGAAGUUUCUGAGGAAGUGGACAAUGUGUCUGCAGUGAAAAGCACUGACUUGGAAGCCAGUGGUUUGGAUGGAGGUGCAAUGCAGAGUGAGGAAUCCAGUUUUCAGGAAAACACUGAAACUGAGAAGCAAACUGACUCUGCAAGUGCAGACAGACAAGAGGAAGCUCUCCUAGGAUCAACCUCUGCUGGGCACAGUCCCAGCAGAGAUGGAGAACCUGCACCUGAAAAACAGGUGGAGAAAGAGGAAACUAGUCUGGGUAGAGAGCCUGAUACAGAAACAAAGAGGGAAGAUGAUGUUAUCUCAGCUGGAGAACCUAGCUCAGAAGGACAAGGCAGUCAGGAGGACAAUCAGACUGCAGAGACAACCAACGUCGUUUCAGGACCAACACCUGAAGCUACAGCCAUGUCCUCAGAAGACAAAGCUCUGGCAGACAUGGAUGCUCCAGUUGCAGAGGCUGUAAAGACAACUCCUACAGAAAAAGAGAGUUUUUCUGGGCAGCCUGACAGCCAGUUGGACCAGCAGACAAGCUCAGAGACAAGACCAACAGAUGAGGACCUUCUGCAAGACCAGGGUCCAGCAUGCUCAGACAGACAGGAUUCUCUAGAUGAAGCUGACCAGGAGUUUGAAGUGCCAUGGUCAGACCUGCACCCCCUCAUGGCAGGGAUUCAGGAGCGUUGGGCUUCUCCUCCCAGGAGUGCCUUCAAUGAGAGCUGCCUCAACCUGCCACGGUUCGUGCACCUCGUGGAGACCUUUGUUGGUGAAGAUGUUUCACUGCCUACUCUGAAGAGACUUGUUGCAUUUCUCAAAGAAGGAUACCAACAGACAGAAGAGGAAAAAAUGGAACAGCUACAAAAAGUUGACCACAGCUCUCGCAUGGCACAACGGAAACUGCUGCUGGAGGCACUUUUUGAAAAGUGGGAUAAAAAUGCAUCUGGGCUUCUGAACCUGGAAGAGGUGGUUGCUGUUCUAAGCACACUCAAGGAAGGGACGGAAGAAGAAGCCUUGAGGAACGCAAAGGAACACCUCUGCUCCCGUUACCCACAGCUCAGCAGGGCAGGGAAGCUUACCCCAGGGGCAUUCCAGACGUUCUUGGAGUUGGUUGCUUCUGAGCUCCCUGGCUAUGAGGAUGAAGUUAUUGAUAAUUUGGUGCAAUUUCUGAACAGAAGGGUGAAACAAAGUGAAACGGAGUGUCUGCGGAGCCUUGCCAGGAGGAGGUGGCUGCACAGUGUCCAGCAAGCAGCUGAGACCAGCCGAGCAAGCAUGGAACCAGUUUACAAGGCAGUGUUCAGUGCCAUCUCCCAGGAUGCAGAAGCCUAUGGGGAUAACAAGAAGAUCAGUGCAUAUAUUGCCCUUCUGGAAGAGAACUAGCUCUCACCAGAGCGGGGACAGCUUCUCCUGCACUAUGUGGCCUGUACCACAGAUGAUGCUCCAUAUGUUCUAAACCAAAAACUUUACAGAGACAUGAAAGGAGUAAGCUUCACAGCUGUGGAAGAGGGAAAGCCAAUCUAUGUUUCAAGAGUUCAUCUCCAUGGAAAUAUUCACUUCUGGAACAGAGACCGCCCAGAGAUGAAUAUAAGAGGUGCAUUCCUGGUCCUGCCACUGCAUGAUGCUCACUGGAGAGCCUUUGGCAUUCUAGGACUUGACACUCUUCGGGAUGAGUUUGAGGAAACCAUCUUCCCGACCCAUGAGAUCAUGUUCUAUCAGGGAGUGUCUCGUGCUUUCAGCAGAGCCUACCACCACAUCUGCACGCUGGAAAGUCUUCUACAGAUGACUGUUACUGCUCUGGAAUGGUUGCACUCCCAGGCACCCAACAUCCAGUCAGUUACUGCCUACCUGGUGGAGCCUGGCAAAGAUCAGGUAUGUGCUCUGCACAAGAUGAUUACUACAGAUAAUGCAGGACGAAAAGAAAUUCAUAGCUCUCCUGUUCUCCUCAGAAAAGAAAACCUCUUAAGAGAUUAUCUGUUUAAGUGCAUAGACAGUUCAGAGGUCAUUUGCGCUUCUGUCUAUGGAGAAUCCCACAUUGCAGUUCCUCUCCGUGACCUCUCAGGACAAGCUCUUGGCUUAUAUGAUAUCAGCAUUGGACACCAGAAAUUGCCACCUCAGGAACAAAAAGACCUGCAGAAAAUGCUGAAGAUGGCCCAAGCUGCCUGCUCUGAGAUACUGAAGAUGUCUUUAGAGGAAACAGAACCAACCUAUGUACUGGAGGCAGAGCAGACGGGGCGCUCGCGGCACGCGGGGAUUCUGUUCUACCGGUUCCUGCUGCAGGACCUGCGGGAGUGCAUCCGGAAACUGGGUGCUGAGCACUUUGCUGAAAUGAGGAGCUAUGCAGAACCACCAGCUCUGCUUCAUAACAUAGUGAAGGCUGUGCUGUUGCUUUUCCGUCCGGACUGGAAGGGCUCAAAGCAGACUGAGAACUGGAGUGAGUGUAUCCUGAAACUUGAUGACAAUUUGAUUCAGGAGAUUUAUUGCUUUGAUCCAACUGCUGCAUUUGUGGGAGUGGAAUCAGAGCUGCUGCUGGACUUCAUCACUGGUGUCCCCAGAGCAGCAGUGUGGCAGCUCCAGUCGGCUCCAGCUGAGUACCUGUACCACUGGGUACACACCUGCCUGGCACUAGCAGAGAUCACCAGGAACCUGGACAGUAACAAAGCUCCAUCUUUAGCCCCUUUUGCUCCGACUUAA
This is a messenger RNA of Chaetura pelagica (chimney swift), 3894 nucleotides long. It is a transcript of the gene EFCAB5, whose product is annotated as EF-hand calcium binding domain 5. The transcript is spliced from 19 exons. Lineage: Eukaryota; Metazoa; Chordata; Aves; Apodiformes; Apodidae. The record is from RefSeq and is a predicted model, not a curated record. Gene Ontology annotation, molecular function: calcium ion binding.